This is a messenger RNA of Penicillium expansum, 1047 nucleotides long. RefSeq names its product putative pre-rRNA processing protein (gene rrp36). The record is from RefSeq and is a predicted model, not a curated record. The coding region runs from base 1 to 1047 and encodes 348 amino acids. Gene Ontology annotation, biological process: maturation of SSU-rRNA from tricistronic rRNA transcript (SSU-rRNA, 5.8S rRNA, LSU-rRNA). NCBI's taxonomy places the organism in Eukaryota, Fungi, Ascomycota, Eurotiomycetes, Eurotiales, Aspergillaceae. Gene Ontology annotation, cellular component: nucleolus; 90S preribosome. The transcript is spliced from 2 exons.
AUGGCUAUAACCGAUCUACUCAAUCGCCGAGUGCGAGCUCGGCCAGAAGAUGAAGAGGUCUUCUCCGAGGCAUCAGGUUCCGAGGAUGGUUCGCAGGAUGGCUCUGAUGCCGAAUCCAACGGUUCCAUGCAAUCACCCGCAGAUGACUCCGAAGCCGAAGGCACAGGCACUGGCUCCGAGUCCGAAGCCAGCAACUCCGACAACGAAGAAGAGCCCGAAUCCGAGCACGACUCCGGCGACGACUUCAAAGCCUCACUAGCCGACAUCUCCUUCGGCGCGCUCGCCAAAGCGCAAGCCUCAAUGCGCGAGAAGAACCGCAAAGAAAAGCGCACAUCUAAAGACGACACAUCCUCAACACUAGACGACAUCCGUACGAAGCUCCGCGAAGCACGCGAACAAAAGCUCGAAGCGGCCUCGAAAACCAAAACCAAAGAAAAGAAAAGAACCUCCAAGCACGCACCGAUGGAGCAAUCCUCCAAACGGGCCGUGACACGCAAGCGCAUAGCCGUCGAACUCCCUCCCGCUCCUCGAUCCCGAGACCCGCGCUUCGACGCGGCGGUCAUGGGCCACAGCGGUGUUGGGAAACACCCGCAUGGCGGGACUGCGUAUGCGUUCCUGGACGAGUACCGGGCGUCUGAGCUGAAUGAUUUGAAGGAGCAGAUGAGGAAGACGAAGAAUCUUCAGCAGAAGGAGAAGCUUAAGGGGGAGAUUCGACGGGCGCAGGAUAAGUUGCGGUCUGCGCAGAAUAAGAAGCGGGAGGCGGAUGUGCAGGCUGAGCAUAAGAAACGGGAGAAGCAGUUGAUUCGGGAGGGCAAGAAGGCUAAUCCUUACUAUCUUAAGAAUUCGGAGUUGCAGAAGCAGGUUCUUGAGAGGAAGUAUGAGGAGAUGGGAUCGAGGGAGCGGGCUAAGGCGCUUGAGAGGAGGCGGAAGAAGAUGACUUCUAAGGAGAGGAAGGAGAUGCCUUGGGAGAGGAGGGGGGCUGAGGGUGGUGGUGGUGGUCAGGAUGGGGGUAUGCCUAACGGGGGAAAGAGACGGAGGUUGGAGUAG